CCCCGACUCGCAGCCCGGCGCCCGGCCCGGCCCUUCCUCCGCACAGCCCGGCUUCAGGCCGCCCAGUCUCCUUGACCUUCCCCCAGCAGAGUCUGAGGCGUCGCUGUCCGUUUUGAGCGGGGUCACGCAGGCCCCUUCCCGGCCUGGAAGGUCGGCGACGCGCGCUGAGCGUCAGUCCCCCCUCACCCCCGGCUCCAAACCCCGCCGGCCGCAGAUGUCAUCCUCAUCCGUGCUCCGCAGCGACCGGAGGGAGCGAGGGGAAACAAACCAACGUCUCGUUUUCAGCCUCUCCCCGCCACCGUGACAUAAAACCGGCAAAAAUAAAAAGAGCAUUCUGGGAAGCACUUCAUCAUUUCAACGCUCACGAAUUCAAAACAUAAACAAAGGGCUCCCAGGGCCCCUGCCCGGGGCGCGGGGCGCGCGGCGGGCCCGGGGCAGGUGAGCGCAGGUGCGCGCCCGCCCCCUCCCGGGGCCCCCGGCUCCUUCCCCGCGCCGCCCCGCGCCCCCCGCUCCGCUCCCCCUUCCCCGCCCGCUCCCCGCCGCCGCCGCCGCCGCCGCCGCCCCGCGCACGGCCUGGAGCGGAGGCUGCGCAGGGCGCGGGGCGGCGCGGGCCGGGCGCGGGCCGGGCGGACGGCCGCGUCUUUCUUCUCCUGGCGGUGAUGUCAUUGGGCGACGGCGGCCGAGGCCGGGGGGCGGCGGCGGGCGCCCGCAGGUUCCCGAGCCUCUCCUGAGAAGGCGCCUGACCGCGGGCCGGGGCGCACGGAGGAGCGGGCCGGGCCGGGCCGGAGCUGCUGGGCCGCGCCGAGCCGAUCGCCGGCGCCGGCCGCUCCAUGGGCGAGGAGGCGGCGGCGGCGGCGGGGGCGGUGGGGGCCGCGGGCCGGGCUGCCGCUCCGAGGUGAAGCAGGCGCGCGCCCCUCCCCGCCCGCGCGCCUCCCGGGCCGCCGCGAUGAAUUCUGCCGAGCAGACCGUUACGUGGCUCAUCACCCUGGGGGUGCUGGAGUCGCCCAAAAAAACCAUCGCGGACCCGGAGGGCUUUCUGCAGGCGUCGCUGAAGGAUGGGGUGGUCCUCUGCAGGCUGCUGGAGCGCCUGCUGCCCGGGACCAUCGAGAAAACAUUUGAUGCAAAUGAUUUGUAUCAGGGGCAGAAUUUUAACAAGGUCCUCAGUUCCUUAGUGACUCUAAAUAAAGUAACAGCAGACAUCGGUCUGGGGAGUGACUCCGUGUGUGCCCGGCCCUCAUCUCACCGCAUAAAGUCUUUCGACUCCCUUGGAUCACAGUCUUUGCACACUCGGACUUCAAAGCUGUUCCAGGGCCAGUAUCGGAGUUUGGACAUGACCGAUAAUAGCAACAAUCAACUGGUAGUAAGAGCAAAGUUUAACUUCCAGCAGAACAAUGAGGACGAGCUUUCCUUCUCGAAAGGAGAUGUCAUCCAUGUUACCCGAGUGGAAGAGGGAGGCUGGUGGGAGGGCACACUCAACGGCCGGACCGGCUGGUUCCCCAGCAACUACGUGCGCGAGGUCAAGGCCAGCGAGAAGCCUGUGUCUCCCAAAUCAGGAACAUUGAAGAGUCCUCCCAAAGGAUUUGAUACAACUGCCAUAAACAAAAGCUAUUACAAUGUGGUGCUACAGAAUAUUUUAGAAACAGAAAAUGAAUAUUCUAAAGAACUUCAGACUGUGCUUUCAACCUACCUACGGCCGUUGCAGACCAGUGAGAAGUUAAGUUCAGCAAACAUUUCAUAUUUAAUGGGAAAUCUAGAAGAAAUAUGUUCUUUCCAGCAAAUGCUCGUACAGUCUUUAGAAGAAUGCACCAAGUUGCCCGAAGCUCAGCAGAGAGUCGGAGGCUGCUUUUUAAACCUGAUGCCGCAGAUGAAAACCCUGUACCUCACAUAUUGUGCCAAUCACCCUUCUGCAGUGAACGUCCUCACGGAGCACAGUGAGGAGUUGGGAGAGUUCAUGGAGACCAAAGGUGCCAGCAGCCCUGGGAUUCUUGUGCUGACCACAGGCCUGAGCAAACCCUUCAUGCGCCUGGAUAAAUACCCUACGCUGCUCAAAGAGCUGGAGAGACACAUGGAGGAUUAUCAUAUAGAUAGACAAGAUAUUCAAAAAUCUAUGGCUGCCUUCAAAAACCUUUCAGCCCAAUGUCAAGAAGUCCGGAAAAGGAAAGAGCUUGAGCUGCAGAUCCUGACGGAAGCCAUCCGGAACUGGGAGGGCGAUGACAUUAAAACUCUGGGCAACGUCACUUACAUGUCCCAGGUCCUGAUUCAGUGUGCAGGAAGUGAGGAAAAGAAUGAAAGAUAUCUUCUACUCUUCCCCAAUGUUUUGCUAAUGUUGUCUGCCAGUCCUAGGAUGAGUGGCUUUAUAUAUCAGGGAAAGCUUCCAACGACAGGAAUGACAAUCACAAAGCUUGAGGACAGUGAAAAUCAUAGAAAUGCAUUUGAAAUAUCAGGGAGCAUGAUUGAGCGGAUAUUAGUGUCCUGCAACAACCAGCAGGAUCUGCAGGAAUGGGUGGACCACCUACAGAAGCAAACGAAAGUCACGUCUCUGGGAAACCCCACCAUCAAGCCCCAUUCGGUGCCAUCUCACACCCUCCCCUCCCACCCGGUGACUCCGUCCAGCAAGCACGCAGACAGCAAGCCCGCGCCGCUGACGCCUGCCUACCACACGCUCCCCCACCCAUCCCACCAUGGCACCCCGCACACCACCAUCAACUGGGGACCCCUGGAGCCUCCGAAAACACCCAAACCUUGGAGCCUGAGCUGCCUGCGGCCUGCGCCUCCCCUCCGGCCCUCAGCUGCUCUCUGCUACAAGGAGGAUCUUAGUAAGAGUCCCAAGACCAUGAAAAAGCUGCUGCCCAAGCGCAAACCUGAACGGAAGCCUUCGGAUGAGGAGUUUGCAUCACGGAAAAGCACAGCUGCUUUGGAAGAAGAUGCUCAGAUUCUGAAAGUCAUCGAGGCUUACUGCACCAGCGCCAAAACAAGGCAAACACUCAAUUCAACAUGGCAAGGCACUGACCUGAUGCAUAAUCACGUCUUGGCUGAUGAUGACCAACCAAGCCUAGACUCCUUGGGUCGUCGCAGUAGCCUUUCUCGUUUGGAGCCUUCAGACCUCUCGGAAGACUCUGACUAUGACAGUAUAUGGACAGCCCAUAGUUACAGAAUGGGUUCUACAUCUCGUAAGAGCUGUUGCUCAUAUAUCUCUCACCAGAACUAAUGCACUUCUGAGCUUUUCUUAACAAAUGCUUGUUGUAUCGCAGCCUGCUUUUCUUAGAUGUUUUCUUGCUGUUCCUUGUCUCUUUUAUGUGAUAUUUUAACAACUUUUGAGAGUGUUCCUGAUAUUUCCCAUUGUACUUUGUGGAGGCUUAACUGCCGAUGCGAGUAUACAUUCAAAUGACUGACUAUUGGAGGGAGGUGGUGUGUUCAUGUGAGCCUACACCCGAGGGUGCUCUUCGUAAUGGGUGGUUGUUGUUUUAUAGCUCCAAAUGUUUUUUUUUUUUUUUUUUUUUUUUCUCAGUGUAGCAACUGUUUGAUUUCUUUCUGCAUAUAGCCGUAUGAACACUUUUUUAUUUUAUACUGAAAUCACAUAGGUUUGUGAUCUAAGUGCCAGAACCAUGGAGGAGACUCUGGCCUUAUCUGUAGGGACCUAAAUUUUUUAAGUAUAAUGAACACUGAUCAAAUAGUUGUGGAGAGAUGGGAAGAAUACAUGCAGCAAAGGUGCUGUGAGCCCCGUUUCAAGGGCUGUGUUCUGGUAAUCAUGCAGAACGGCGUGUGGGCUCUGGGCCUUGGCAGGUGCACAGACGGGCGGGCGUCACGUGUGUUCAGAGCUUGUCUCCACCUCACGGCUCUGUGCUCUUCCGUGUGCUGCGUUGUGGCCGUGAAGUGGGAGCUCUCCUUUCCAAAGGCAGAGCUUACUGUCAUGGCUCAGAUGUUCACUCUCAUCUUCACCCCAAACUUGCCUGAAUUGAAAUGAUUUCUGUUAUAUGGCACUUAGCAAGCCUGUACCACUCUACAGUAAAAUCUCUAUACUAAAAGUUUAAAGUCCAAAAUCUGAAGCAUUCAGCCUCUGCAAGUGUAGACUACGAGCCUGUAUCUGGAGAGGCAUUUGGAAUACUUAAAAAGUCAAGUGCUGUGGCUUCAAUCCCCCCCGGCUCCCCACCCCUGACAUCCAUACUUACGUUGUCUGGAAGAGCCAUGGACACAUCAUUGUUUUCAGCAACCAGCUGCAGUGAAGCUCCGUUUACAGCAACCCCAUAGAAUAAAAUGGCAAUGCCUCCUUGUAAUGGGAUAUUGAAGUUUGUCGAAGAUUUACUAGGUUGCCAUGUUGCUCACUUAAAAAAAUCCCCCAUUUUCCUGGGAUUUGUUGUAAGGAGUUUUCACUGGCUUUACUCAGACCAGUUUCUGCUUCAGAAAGAACUGAAUGUGACCUGUUGCAUUCAGUUGCAGCAUCAAAUCCACAGCUAGUCAUUGCUUGAGGGGCCAACUGUGUUCUCUCCCAUGCACGCUCUAUUUGGUGUUAAAAUGGAACCUUACAGUUGUGUUUUAAGUAUUCAUUGAAACCAGCUUCAGAAAACAAGGUGCCAUCAUAAAUUGAGAAUAACAUUUUUUCCUUCUUUAGGGUGGCUGUAAUUCCAGGUGGCCGUGAUUUCUUUCUUCCCACCGCCCACUCCUUCGCCAAACCCACGUAUUCAGUGUUCUGAUCUUGUGUGUGCAGCAUGAACUCUGAUGCAAUAUCAGUCUUGUCCUGGGAGCCAGGUCCUGCCGCUCACAAGCCCAGAGCUGCCGGGGAGCUCCUGGCAGUAGCACCUUGUUUAGAAAGUUGGGUGGCUUCAUUCAGAAUAGACCAAGCUGGUGGCACAGGAGGCAUCAGGGCAGCUGUUAAUUCCAAAUAUUGGUCUGUUCCAAAACAGCUACUGAACUGCUCAUGCCACAGAAGAUUUUGUAUUUUUAUACCAAUUAAUAAAAAUAAGUUGAGGAGCAGUCUUCUAAAAUUAAUCAAAUCCCAGUGUUACUCUCCGGCAGAGAUGGGGUUUAUAUAUGUUCAGCCAGAUAGUAAAUGGAAUUAUUGAAGAAAUAAGGUAACCACAAAGUUUCUGUACUUCCUAUGAGUGGAUUUAGAAGCGAUUUUGGUUUUGUAUAACAUACGGUAGUCCUCCACAUCAGAGAGCACCUUUUUGUUUGCCUCGAGAUGACCUAUCAGCGCAUUGGCUUAGCUGCCUUUGCCUUCUCUCAGAGGUUGCCCAUGUCGUGGGCUGUGUAGACCACAACACUCACAGUUGCUGCACUUGGAUUUUCCUUUAAUACCAAGUAUCAUUUGGUUAUCUUACCAGGACAUUUUCAUUGAUAUUCUGUACACCAAAGUUUAACAGUUUCCCAUCAUUCCAUUUUGUACCAGUUCAAGGCGUUUUGACAAUGCUUUUUGUUGAUGCCAAGAUCACUGCAUAAUAAUAACCUGACCUUUUCUUUGUUUGCAUUUGUUUUGAAUGUCUAACACCAUUAGCUUUUGUGACCUGGUUAAGAAAUAUUAGUACCACAGGCCUGAAAAGACAGUUCUCUUGUGGCAGUGGUGAUAUGGUAUCCAGAGGGCCCGUGUUUCUACUUUUGUGGGACUUCAGUCAUGCGGAUAAUAGUAUCUUCUGUUCAUGCAAUUCUCUAAUAUCUAUGUGUACAGUUAGUAUUCUAAUGAAAGGAUGAAGAGUCUGAACUAGAAGGUAGGUUUAAGCCAUCACCAGGCCUUUGCAAAUGGCCUCAAGGGUGUUCCCUUUGAAGUAACACUUGCCACAAGUAUAUAAUAAGCUAUAUUAAUUGUGUUUUGCAUAAAAUUGCCAAAACACAGUAAUGUGUAUAUAGUGGUAUAAGAUCUUGAAAAAAAUCUAUUUAAUUGUGCUCUUUAUCUGUGAAUGGGAAAAGCCAUUUUUAGUAGGUGACUACCAUUUGAAAAACUCAAUUGGAUGUAUAUCUGAAUGUUGCAUUGUAUUGUACAGUAUGCAUAUUAUUGUUUGUGGUUGCAUAUGGCAAUGAAGUGUUUGUUUUAUAAAAAAUCUGUUAUGUACAGUCGAAAUAAAUUUUGCAUUUGCUA
Messenger RNA from Cebus imitator (Panamanian white-faced capuchin), 6070 nucleotides. It is a transcript of the gene ARHGEF7, whose product is annotated as Rho guanine nucleotide exchange factor 7. The transcript is spliced from 18 exons. Gene Ontology annotation, biological process: intracellular signal transduction. Bases 947 to 3208 code for a protein of 753 amino acids. Gene Ontology annotation, molecular function: guanyl-nucleotide exchange factor activity; protein binding. The record is from RefSeq and is a predicted model, not a curated record. NCBI's taxonomy places the organism in Eukaryota, Metazoa, Chordata, Mammalia, Primates, Cebidae.